CCCCUCCCUCUCCCUCUCCCUCUCCGUUGAUCCCGAGAUCUCUCUCAGAAGAACCCAUACCUAGCCCUUUCUCUCUUUUGCCUCACAAAGGUGCGGCCUUUGGGAAGAGGAAGAAGGCAACGGCCAUCUUUCUCUCCCUCUGCCUCUCUCAGAAGAACCCAUACUUAGCCGUUUCUUUUAGGGAACUAAAUCUGAGCUUAUUUUCUAGUUUGGCCAAAUAAUUUAUGAAGGACAAGAUGGAUGCAGAAGAGAAACAGAGAAACAUUGGUUGGACAUUCCAGAAGAGGUUUUACAAUUGAUCAUACCACACAUAUCUGCAGUGGACCAUGCACAUUUAUUCGCUGUCUGCAAGGGAUGGUUAUCGAUGACUCCUGCAUUUUGGUCCCCUUCGACACCGUGGCUCAUAUUCAAUCAUAACUUAGAGGGUGUGUGCAAGUUCUUUGACCCCUUGAACAGGAAAAAUUAUGUUUCUGAAAUCCCGGGCUUGUCUGGUACAGUAUUCCAUCAUUCGAAGGGUGGUUGGUUGCUAGUGUCUCGAAAUGAUGACUCUGUGUUCUUCUUUAAUCCUUUUACGCAAGAGCAAAUCGACCUUCCGAAUUCAAUUGGUGUCUUUUGGGGGAUAUCCUUCUCAUCGCCUCCAACUUCUCCAGACUGUGUUGUUUUUGCUGUUCAUAACAUAAAUCCAUACCAUAUUUCAAUCAAGACAUGUUGUCCUGGGGAUAUGUCUUGGAAAAAUUAUUCUGACUAUGAAACUACAGUGCCUUUUGUCGUUGUUCACAAUAAUCCUGUUUUCUAUGAAGGCCUUUUCCAUUGUUUGGGCCUAGGUGGAAGGUUAGGGGUUUUUAAUCACAGGGAAAAUACUUGGAAUGUUCUUGAUAAGCCAGAAGCUGUCCAAAAUGAGACAUGCGAUUGUUUCUUGACAGAGUCAGGUGGAGAGUUGGUAAUGGUUUCUGUAGAUCAUCUCGGAGAUCCAAUUAACACUUUCCUAUUAGACCAGUCUAAGAUGGUCUGGGUAGAAGUGAAAAGCUUAGGAGAGCAAACGCUUUUUGUCGGUCAUGAGGCAUCUCUUUCAAUGAAAGCCAUAAGAGGAAUGGAAAACAAAAUCUACUUCUCAAGAAUUCGUGGAAGCUGCAGCAAUGAGCCUGUAUUCUACUCUAUGGAGACGAAGAACGGGAGAGUGGAAUUUUGGAAGUCCAAAGUAUAUAGCAAUUGCACUUGGAUUGAACCCAAUGGUUACGUAUUUGAAUCCAACCAAAAUAAUAAUGAAUUGAGGUUGAUAGGCUCAAGAUAGUUUGUUGUUUUUUGAAAGGCGACACUACUAGGGAUUGAAUCCUGGAUCACUCACAUAUUACAGUCUCCACCAGCUCAUCUAACAACCAGGGAGAAAUAAUCAUUUGACAAAAUAGGAAAUGGACAUGGGUUGUCAUAAAUCGUCAUUCAAUUUUCUUAUGUUGA
Molecule: messenger RNA, 1455 nt
Organism: Magnolia sinica
Lineage: Eukaryota; Viridiplantae; Streptophyta; Magnoliopsida; Magnoliales; Magnoliaceae
Product: F-box/kelch-repeat protein At1g57790-like
Exons: 2
Coding region: 365-1291 (308 amino acids)
Source: RefSeq, a predicted model, not a curated record